AUGACCAACUUUACCAUUAUCACAGAAUUUCUCUUCAUGGAAUUUGCCAGCAUCCGAGAGCUUCAGGUGUUACAUGCAAUAUUUUUUCUCUUGAUUUAUUUAGCAACAAUAAUGGGCAAUUUUCUUACCAUUACUGCAGUUGUCACUGACCCACACCUCCAUGCUCCCAUGUACUUUUUUCUAAGCAAUUUAUCCCUAUUGGAUAUCUGCUACAUCUCAGUCACUCUCCCCAAAUUCAUUGUUAACACCUUGAUGGGCAUUCAAUCCAUCUCCCUCCUUGGAUGUAAUACUCAGAUUUUCUUCUUUCUCUUUUUUGGAUCAACAGAAUUUGCUUUCCUCAUGACUAUGUCCUAUGACCGCUUUGUGGCCAUCUGCCAUCCCUUACACUAUGGGAUCAUCAUGACACCAGCUCGAUGCCUUGGGGCAGCAGUUGGCUCAUGGUUCAUAGGCAUUGUCUAUUCUGCUCUACACACAGGGAACAUGUUUCGCUUGCCCUUCUCAGGAUCCAAUGUUAUCCACCAGUUCUUUUGUGAUAUCCCACAGAUACUGAAGGUUGCAACCUCCAAUGUGUACAAUACUGAAUAUCUACUCCUUGCCACAAGCUCAUGUUUUCUCUUAUUGUGCUUUGCCUUUUUAAUUAUAUCAUAUGCCCGUAUCUUCUCCACUGUGCUCAAGAUCCCCUCUGUGGAAGGACGAUACAAAGCCUUAUCUACAUGCUCCCCUCACUUGAUUGUCCUUCUUUUAUUUCUCCUUUCUGCAAUUAUUGCAGUCCUGGGGCCAACAUCAGAAGAAUCAUCAGUUCAGAGCCUUCUUAUUGCAAUGGCCUACACAGUACUGCCCCCAUUCAUGAAUCCCAUUAUCUAUAGCCUGAGAAACCAGAAGAUCAAAGUUGUGCUGAUUAGAAUAAUCAAGAUGGCAUUAUUUCUCAGGAAGGAUGUUUCUAACCCUAAGAAAAUUAAGAAGGCCAGGAAGGUGUGA
Gracilinanus agilis (Agile Gracile Mouse Opossum) is the source of this 978-nucleotide messenger RNA. Its product is annotated as olfactory receptor 14I1-like. Lineage: Eukaryota; Metazoa; Chordata; Mammalia; Didelphimorphia; Didelphidae. The record is from RefSeq and is a predicted model, not a curated record. Gene Ontology annotation, molecular function: olfactory receptor activity; G protein-coupled receptor activity. Gene Ontology annotation, cellular component: membrane. Bases 1 to 978 code for a protein of 325 amino acids. Gene Ontology annotation, biological process: G protein-coupled receptor signaling pathway. The transcript has a single exon.